AUGUCUCCAUCUACCUUCACACGGCAUGAGAUUCAAGACAUGUUCAACAUAGCACAAUUGAAUGCUGGAAUCCUCUUCGCAAACAUCACUUUCUUACGCGACGAACUCCAAGUACUAUUCCGAGAGAAUCUCAUGGACUGCAACUUGCAGGAGGUUGUUCCGAUGAGGUUGCUAUUUCAAGCCUUGAAAAUCGAGCGCUCCAUCCUGGAUGCUUAUAAUAAGCAUCGUCUCAAUAAAGCAGUCACUAACUUCAACAAGUAUGCUGAGAGAACAGAAGAUGCUAUAGAGUACAAGGAAGAUGACAACAUUCCAGAGGAGCUCGAAUGGUUUCCACUACGCGCUAAGGUUGCAAGGCACGGUAUAGAAUAUACAGCACCACCUAUUUACCAAUUCAAAGCCACCGAAGAAGGGUCUGUCACCCACAUAGAGGUCGUUUCCAGUAAGACUGCGAAGAGCAGGCCGCCUUCUAAAGGAAAGAAGUCUACCGGUUUCGGUUCUGCAAGCUACGACAAGUUGAGGGAUGCGCCCUCGGCCUGGUUGGAUCUUCCCCAUGGCAACCUCACUUUGGUAGAGAUAACUGCCUUUGUUCCGCACGCUAUCAAAUCCUACGAUAUGAUGGACCGCUUUCUCUACAACGGCGCUACUUCGGGAACCUUUGCAACCCUUAUUAAUCAAUACCGGCACAUGCCAUAUGGGCCUAUAGGGAACAACAGCAUCUACCGCAUGAUGAAGGGACCUAUGGACCAUCGUGCAAAGGCUGAUCCGACUUACGAGAAAUGGACAGUUGCCAAGCACGCAGCUAUAAAGAAGCCUAAUGCAUUUGAUCCAUUCAGUGUUAGCGUAGCAGGCUUUCGCACUCCUGUCAAUCUCAACUCUCGUCAAUCUGCUUCUGCUACAACGCAACCUCUGCCUAGCAUCUCGUUUCACGACAUGGCAAAUGGUGUCAAAACCAUGCCAUCAGGGUACGAUGCACUAGACCUUACUCGAUGUGUGGCAUAUUGUGUGAAGCACAACGACGAAAGCUGGAGAUAUCCACAAGACUUCGAGAAACUCGUUGCUCUACUCGGAGGUGCUGCUGCUGUACAUCGCGAGCACCGAGACGAGGCCGCCAUCUUGAGACACAUGUCUGGACAGAAGCGCAUAAACGUUAAACGAGCCAGCGCACGACAGCGUGAAGAUCUCGGGCACUUCAACAGACAAAAAAAGGGCUUCAUGGUGGAUUCCGACGAAGAAGAGGCUUUGGGUGAGGAGUUUGAAGAAAACUCUGGAGAGGGUCUAGAAGAUUCGGAUUCGGAUCUGGAUACCGAGGACGAUGAUGAGCCAGUAAUUACGACUAAGAAGGGCGGCGAGCGCAAGUGUGCCUUCAAAGAUGAUAUGUCGGAUGGAGAUGAUUUCAUGCAGAAGACUGGCGGGUCAUCGAAGCGCAAACGUACUACUGAAAAUGACGAAGAUCACGGACAAAUCCCGAGCAGGCGGAUAUUCAGACGCAGCAAGAAGCCUCCACUAAAAGCGCAUGCUCAUCGUCUAAAGAAGCCGUCUUCAUCUCACCUUCGCGAGGAGAUCCUGCCCGAAGGCCUGGACUCUGAGUCCGAUGGAGACACCUAUGCUGAACCUAAGAGGUGGAACAAGAAAGCCGCUGUUACAACUCGCACCUCUGUUCGGAACCGACCAUUCAGUGGCUCGUAUAUCGCUGAAGAGGUCCCAGAAGCUAAUGAGGAGGAGAGAGGCCUGGAAGAUGAGAUUGAUGGCGCAGAAGACACUCUAAUUUAG
This is a messenger RNA of Alternaria arborescens, 1770 nucleotides long. RefSeq lists its product as hypothetical. The transcript has a single exon. Bases 1 to 1770 code for a protein of 589 amino acids. The record is from RefSeq and is a predicted model, not a curated record. NCBI's taxonomy places the organism in Eukaryota, Fungi, Ascomycota, Dothideomycetes, Pleosporales, Pleosporaceae.